UCAAAAUGGCGCGAGAACAUGGCGUGAAUACUUCCUAUAUUUCAGCCAUAAAAACUUCAAAAAAAUACUUAAUUAUUUUUGUAUCGCAAAUUUUUCCUCUCUUCUGACUAAGAAAAUGUCAGAAUGCUGCAAAGAACUUCUAUCAAUUGUUGAUAAAUAUGACUUGGAAAAUCCUGAAUUUGGAAAAGACGAUGUGACAGAGUUAGUUUCGUUUGUCCUUUCGUGGCCACAACGGCAAUGUAGGUGCAUUUUCCGAGAUCAGCUGAAUUUAGCCCGCUUGGAAGAUCUGCUUCAGCAUCUUUUGAAAUGCGCUAUCGAUCUUAUAUGCGAGCUUCGUGUUCCCGCUGUCGAAGAUGAGAAGAAGGAAGGAACUGAAAUUAGCGAAGAUCAAAAUAAGGUGGAUCAAAACGAGUGGUCACAACCAGAAAAGGAGAGAUUGUUCCUUGCUGUGGGAAAAGUAUUUCAGCUGCCUCUUCCUUUCUAUCAAGUGCGAAAGAUUCAUCUUUUGCGACAGGAAACAACAAGUAAAGACUGUUCCAAAUACUGUGAUGUCAAUGACGGGGAAGUACCAGAGGCUCUUUUGAUUAAUGUAGCAUACUUCUGCAACCAUGGUGGUCUAUGUGCCAUCAGGGAAGCAUUUCAAGAUGCUGAUCCGACUACAUUGCCAUUUCCAAUUGCUCAUCAUCUCAUCAAUAUUGUUACUCAGCUACGCUUAUGGUUUAGCAUUCAGGCAAUCAUGCAGUACAUAAUUCCACUCCGAAGGCCUGUCAUAAGGUAUCUUUGUAAACUAACAGACAAGGAUUUGCGACAACCAGAUGGUCGUAUCAUGGUUGACUCUAUGUGGAGUGCUGUGAAAGGGCCUGUGGAAUCUGGACCCAUCUGUGAUAAGGAUAGUUUAGAUCUGGCCUUCAAAUACUUUACUUCAUCCACACUGACAGUGAGGCUUGCUGGUUUGAGUCAAAUAGCAAAUCAGGUUCACAUGUUCAUGGAUCUCUUUCAAACAGAUCCAGCUUCAGAAAUAGAUAGGCAAUGCUUGUGUACAGAGUUAUCCCAAUGGUUGAUUGAGAACAAACUUGUGGAACAUUUGUUUGGUCCAAAUUUACAUGUUGAGCUUCUUAAACAGUCUCAGAUCAUAUUGAAUUAUUUGGCCCGGGAGACAUGCCUCACUACCUCUCAUUUGGACUGCAUCUGGCUUGCAGCACAGCUCAAACAUGCCAGCCGUUAUGUUCAUGACCUUUUGACGGUGCUAACAAAACACAUGGAUAUGCCCUCCAUCUUGUACCUGCUGGACCUGGUUUCAAAGCUGCCACCAGCAGCUCACACCAGACAGACCCUCUACCUUGCGCUCGUUCUAAUCAGAAUUGUCUGGAGAGCAGGCUUGUCUCCUGCUGUGGCAGAAUCUGGUACAGCUGUGCACACAAACAGCCCUGUGCGUGGACCAUUGACUGCAGGGAGCACUAGUGCAGCAGUAGCUUCAGCCAUGCAGAGGAAGUUCAGUCGAACAGCAAGUCUCAGCCAAAGUAGCAGCAGGAGUGGCAGUCUGAGUGACAUAAGUUGCGAUGGCGAACAGCUUGAUAUGGAAGAAUCACUGACCCAUGGUCACCAAAAAUAUGCACGGCUUUCCUCCAAGGGGAGUGCUGACAUGGAAACAGAGGAGAUCCCUCCCCCCCCUGACCUCAGGCAGUCUUAUGCGGGCCAAGCUGAAGAUUAUUCUAGCCAAGAAAAGACAGGUGGGGAAGACGCAGACAUCGAUAGCACCAGUUGCACAAACAGCCGAGGUAGCUCUCUCUCAGAUAGGCGUGACCUGGAUGAUUUUGAUGCGGAGGGCGUCCAAGAUGAACUGACAAAGCUCAAGACAGUUGCAGCUCUGCGUGUUAUGCACGAUGGAGGGGAGGAGCGGCAGAGGAGCUUAGGAUUUGAUUUGAACACAGUGUGUGAGCAAGGAAAGACACUACUUUGGGAUCUUAUUCAAGAUGAUAAUGCUAUACACCUUUCUGAUGGUUUGGUUCAAGAGGCAGAAAAGCUUCUUUGUCAGUUGAUCUGUUACACUGGUGAGAAAAAGAUCAGGAUGAAGUUUAUUGAGGGUUGUGUGGCUAAUUUGGCUGCUAACAGGUCUGUUGUGAUGUCCAUUCAGUUGUUACCCAAAUUGUUCAGCUCGUUCCAGCAGUUUGUAUCCAGUGAUCAAGGGCCUCAUUGGGUGACCACAUGGGCUAGCAGAGAACUGAACAUGAUGGAGCUCUUUUUUAACAACAUAAUUCAAUAUGAAGAAAGUGUCGCCAGGGGUGACAACACUAACGCGUCGUUGUACAGCUCAGUGGAAGAAGUGCAAGCUAGAUUGCAGUUUCUGUCAUCUGUGUUCUCUUGUGAGCUGUCUCCCCAGGAUUUCAGGUUGAGUGCUGGUCAAGUGGAUGUGUUGUGGGAUUGUCUGGUGUGCGAUUCAGACAGUUCUGAUGAUACACUGGAGUGGUUUUUGCAGCAGGCACAAAGUAAAGAGUUUCAUGCCCUGGAUGUUUCUGCUCUGCAGUACAUUUUGGCUAAGAAGCUACCUUCUCUACCAGCUGAGAAGUUUUCCAUGACAGGCCUCCACCUUCUGCAGCAACUCUACAAGAUGUUCAAACAUGCAGACGUAAAACCUUGCGAUCCGACAAAGUUGUGUGGUAUAGACCAGUUGUGGAAUAUAGCUGUGCAAGCAAAGUCCUCAGAGGUUAGCUGGGCUGCUAUUACAUAUCUGAAUUCACUGUACAUAAAUGCAAAUGGUGGUGCUUUGAAGUUCGAAGACGAGUUUAUUCAGAGGUGUAUGAAUAUCAUUGGGGGAGCUUCAAAGCAGUUGAACCAGGAACAGAACCUUCAGAUAAUGGAGAGGGGAAUGCUUUUAUUAAAGAGUCACAUUGAGAGCUUUAAACGAAGGUUCGCAUUUCAUUUGCGUUUGUGGUGGCUGGAAGGAAGAGGUAUCACUUGCCAUCAGCAGAUCACUCAGAGGCCCACAGAGAAGCACUAUCCUAUCCGAGUUCUUUGUCAACCCGCUGGCCUCUCAGACAAGGGUACGUUCGAGAUGAACUCGUCAGACCUUGUGGCGGACCUUCGUGCAGAGGUGACAUUUUGGUGUCGACAGCUGCAGGACAAACUCAAGAAAGACACUCAGCUUGUUGACGGCUCUUCUCAACACACGCCCCUAUCUCCCUUCUCCCCUCAGUUACAUCCCCCUUUCAGGCUGAUAUCCCAGGGGCAUGAACUGACGCCGGACUUGGAUGAAAAAAGCCUUGCAGAAGUUGGCUUUAAAGAUUUACAGCUUGUGUUUGUAUCUGUUGGAGCUGUCAGGAGAGACAGACACCAUGACAGUGCUUAUAUACCUUCUUCUUCUUUACCAUCGCCGGAAUGGAAUUCCACACCUAUGAUCAUUCUACUUCAAGAAGAAUACUUUGAUCAACUUUUCUUAUUCUUAGAAGCUUUAGACGGCUUUAUUGGCUCCAAGAGCAGCUCUUCUGCAAAUCCCAUAGGGGAUUCUUCUCAGUUGUCCCCGAUAUCCAAGAAUGCAGUCGAAGCCUACAAGGCACAAGAUGACGGUGAAGAAAUGGACAGUGGGUGUGAAAACCAAGAAAAACCUCCGCUGCUUCCACUUAUGGAAAGCCGAGUUGAAUUUUUAUGCGGUAUAACUUGGGAGCUGUUGUUUCUCUUACCGACUAAUCAAACCAUUCUCAACAAGCUCAAGUAUUUUGGUCGAGUUUUACACCAAGAUCCCAAGCGAAGGGACACCAAGAGUGAGGAAGAACAAACAACAGAAAAAGUUCAGCCGGAUAAGAAACUUUGGGAUUCGUUAUUAGAUCCAAACUUCCCCCAUAAACUUCUUUAUUCUCUUCAAGUGAUAGACUUAAUACACAAUUGUUCAAAGGAAUCACAAACGCAGUUUUCGCCCACUUAGUCACGUCUCAGCAGCGAUUCUGAUAACUCUGACAACGAGGAGGAAAAGGAAACGACAACCUCGCAAGUUCAGACAGCUUCGUGGGGACUGCAGUUUAUGGAGUAUAGAGGACUUGGUCACUUGUACACUAUUCUUAUGUCUGGUUGUUUGGAGGUCAGCGGGAACUGCCUAUGGACACAGUGGAGGCAAGAAUGUCUUGCGCACUUGUUGAAAUUGAUUUGUGAGUUUGGGACAAUGAAGCGAAGUAAUGAGGACGACGAUGAGGUGUUUGCGUCGGCACAAAGUUUCACGAGUAAUUCACAGAUCCAGAAAAGAGACGGACAGUUUCGUGUACGGUACAAGAGUACUGACAAGGAGGAGGUGAUCUGCAUCAAGUGUUUGUCCUCUAAUGUAAUGUCUAUUGUUGAUGUGAACUCGCUACUUGAGAAAUUACUACACAUUUCUCAUCAAGCAACUUUACCAAUCCACGGAAGCCAGAAUAGAGCCAGUGGAGGGGAGGUGGUUCAUCACGCUGUAUCGUUGCUUGUGUCGGCGGCCUUUACUGAUGGUACUGUCAGGAGCUCCCUUCUUCAGCAAAGUAACUUCAAACCUUGGCUUCAGCAACUAGUGCUUUUAGCUAAAGAGCCAAGUGUACGAUUUGAAGCGUGCCGUGGACUCUACAGACUGAGCCUGAUCAAAGAGAACUCCUGCCUCACACAGCUGAUGGAUGCUUUGUUGGACUCUCUGCCUUUAGCGCAAUCCCUUCAAUCAAGAGAAAAUCCAAACGGACGGCGACAAGAGCCCAGUGCACGGGAAUACUUUUCUAUUUUGUGUCGACUCGUGGAUGGCCUCCCCACAGUGGAAGACGGUCAAAAGGGCCACGAGGUUGACUUGGACUCCCUGGCCAAACUUCUGGCCAAAUACAUACGAGAUUGCCAACCGUUCACCAAGCAGAAAUAUGGCAGCCAUGAAAAUGAAGGUCUUAGUGGAAUGUUGAAACUCUGCACUGCUGUGAUGAGACACGACCCGUCAUUCAAGAUGUCACCUGAUGGUUUGGAGUUUCUGCGAGAUGUGUUCCGUUCCUGUCUGUUUUCUCUACCAGAAGAUUGUUGUGAUGAGAGGGAUUUGCCACUCUGCAAAUCCAAGCUGGCUAGGGGUGCGGCCUUCGAUCUUCUUCUGGAGAUGGCUCGAGGCUGCCAAGACAACUUCCUUGAACUUCAGAAACUGUUGAUGAAACAUCACAGCUCUGAUGGUAGAAAACGUUCCUCUUACGGCUGGCAUUACUGGCCUCAUGAUAAUGGCCGUUCACCGUGUGGGCUGGUAGGAAUGAUCAAUUUGGGAGCCACGUGUUACAUGGCCUCCUGCAUGCAGCAGUUGUACAUGAUGCCACAAGCCAGGGCCGCUAUUCUGAACUCCAGGAUCAUCAGCGAUGUUAAACAUGAGGUACUCAUGCGUGAAAUGCAAAGGAUGUUUUGUUUCUUAAUGGCGAGUGAAAGAAAGGCAUACAACCCUAAAACCUUCUGCCGAACAUACACUAUGGACAAACAGCCUCUUAACACUGGAGAACAGAAAGACAUGACGGAAUUCUUCACAGACCUGAUUGGCAAAAUAGAAGAAAUGUCACCGACACUGAAACUCUUGGUGAGAGAUUUGUUCUGUGGAGAGAUCAGCAACAAUGUGGUGUCACUGGACUGCUCACACGUCAGUAAGACUAGAGAAGAAUUUUAUUCUGUGCGGUGCACUGUGGCAGACAUGAAGAGCCUUUAUGAAUCAUUGGACGAGGUGACGAUUAAAGACACGCUGGACGGAGAUAACAUGUACACCUGCUCACAGUGUGGAAAGAAAGUCAGGGCAGAGAAAAGGGCGUGUUUUCAAGUUCUUCCGCGGAUUCUUUGUUUCAACACUAUGCGUUAUGCGUUCAACAUGGUGACUAUGAUGAAAGAGAAAGUGAAUACACACUUCUCAUUUCCCCUUCAACUUAACAUGGCUCCGUACACUGAGGAAUUUCUGAUGGGAGACAAACAAGAUCAAGACCCUCAACUCGAUCUUAGCUACUGGUAUCAGUUGAUAGGAGUUGUGGUUCACACUGGUACAGCGGAAGGGGGGCACUACUACAGCUUCAUACUAGACCGGUCCUCCCCCCAGGGGCGUGAUCAGUGGUUCCUGUUCAACGACGCAGAAGUGAAACCAUUCGAUCCAGCACAGAUCGCGGCCGAGUGCUUUGGCGGCGAAAUGACGAUGUUGGCUCGUCUUUGCUUGGACGUGAUCAAGAUCCUGAGGCCACUAUAUGCAGGCCACACCGACAAGGACGAUGAGGAACCAGAGACAGAGCACUUUUUGUCUGUCAGCGGUUUUGUGAAAGCUGUUUUCAGAUUGCUGGAACAUAAUAUCAAGGCUUACGUCAAGAAUCUUUCAGAAGUGUUUUGGUUCAUUCACCAGUUCGCCGUCCUGGGAGGCAAAGAGCGUGAAUUUCUUCUGAAAGCGGACGCCAUUACUGUGAUGGUGGAAUUCUAGCUGGGAACAAAGGCUUCUGAAUUAAACGACUCCACAACAGAUGAAGAUGAUGACGGUGAUGAUGAUGACGAUGAAGAAGUAGUCACGAUUCUCCCAGAAGAUAAGUACCGAAUGGGUUCGUUGGAGAAGAUGAUCUCUGUCAUGGCGCUGUUAGUCGAGGAAUCGCGAGGGGAAAGGCAACUGCAUCUUUCAGAGAAUGAUUUGGCUGCCUUAACAGGUGGAAAGGGAUUUCCAUUCCUUUUCCAUGCCAUCAAAGACAGUAUUAACCUCCGUCACACAACCAACUUGAUUUUCAGUCUGUGCAGAUACAACCUCAAGUUAGCGGAAAGCAUAAUUUCUCUGUUGAUGUCUUCGGUUCAAAAACUUCCUCCAGAGCAGUCUCAUUCAUUCUUCAAGUUACUGUCAAUGUUGACAGAUAUGCAGGGGGGUCCACCUGGCAUGCCAUCUUUUACCAAACUAACUCUCUCGCGCAUCUGGGAGGCUGCCGAAUACAACGCUGCUCUGUGUAUAGACUGGCUGACUUGCAUGGCUCCGAAAAACAGGAUGGCUCAUCAGUGGGUGUUGGAAAACAUGGACAAAUGGGUGGAAAAGUAUCUUAUUGCUGACAACAGUCUCAGACUUAGAAAUGCUUCUGCAUACCUUCUUGUAAGCCUGGUGCCCAACAGUCACUUCAGACAAGGGUUCAGGUCAAGAAGCUUUGCUGCACCGCAUAAGGAAAUGGUGUUGAGUAAAGACGCCCUCUCAAUACUUCACGAGAUUUACAAAAUGUUGCUUAAUCUUCUUCCAAGAGCCAGGAAAUACUGUGAUCGAAACAUCCAUGGCACCACAAAACUUGUCAGCUAUUUUGCCGUGUUGAACUACUGCCUUGUAUCAAACACCGAGAAAGAAAUGUUCACACCAUUCUGUACAGAGUUGUGGCGGCUGUUUCACCCGUUGAUGUCAGAGCCAAAUAUAGCGGUACAUCCUAACAAACAGGCCUUGUUGAUCUUUUGGUUUCACGCUUGCAUCAGUUGUGAAGAAAACAUCGACUUUAUUACGGAAAACAGCAGCGUGGCUGCGAACAUACCGCUGAACUACAUUCUGUCCAGCGAUGAACCGGAAGUGGUAAACUUUAACAGGAAUGUACUUCCGGCAUAUUAUGGGCUACUUCGGUUGUGUUGUGAGCACUCCCGUUCCUUUACUCACCAACUGGCUGUGCAUUCCAAUAUGAAGUGGGCGUUUGAAAAUCUCACCAUCCGCAUGAACCAGUAUCCACAGGCAGUCGAAGAGCUUUUUUCUCUUAUGAGGCUCUUUGCUGGCGUUACUUCCCCUGAUCCGCCAAAAGAGAAAAGCAAGGAAGAAGAAGCGUUUGAAGCAUCGUUCAGACGAGACACCAUUAUCCUGUACCAGAACUGUUUGGACGGAGGGGCUUCGUGGACAACGCUUAUCAGGUACAGGGAUCUUUCAGACGUUCGCAGUAGUAUUUUAGGAUGGUCAGAGAGAUUUGAUGUCGCACAAAAACUUCUCUCGCUGUUAAAUUCCUACACACCUAAAGAAGUGAGGCAAUCCUGUCUGGAUGUAUUAAACGCCAUGUUGGUUGUGUACCCCGGUGACGUCACGGAGGCAUUGAUUCCCAUCAUCAGUGCCUCUCAUCAGCACUGGAACAAAACCUCUCCUCCAGGUCUCCUUGGUCCGUAUUUUCCUCGUCGAAACUCGAAGGUUAUUGUCAGCAGCAAGUCUGUGGCGAGGCCUGCUGUGCCUGAGCUUAACAUGUUCCUUCAUCCGUCGUUUUUGGACUCGCCAAAGGGACUGGAGGAGUCGUAUGACGCAGCAGUUGCGGAGUACUUCCAACCGUAUCACCACUUUGUGGAUAAACUGUUGCGUUAUGGGUUCAGUCAAGACAGGGUCCCUGAACAUGUCAUCACUUGCAGUUGUCUCUUGGCGAUAGAAGCCAUUCCUCUUCACUUCACGUUUUUCAGCAGUCUGUGGAUGGAAGUCUAUCAGAAGGCUGGUGAGAUUGGUAGAUACAAGACCUACAUACAGCAGCUUUGUCAGAAACCCGAGUUCCUCGAGUACGUGGACCUGAUCUUACUGGAUGAACGAGAAAGUCUCAACGUGCGAGACAUCUAUUCUUUCCUUUGUUGCUUUUUUCCGAGGGUAUCAAGCCAGGUGUUGGUGAAGCAGUGGAAUAACUUGGUGCAGACAUUAGUAGCGACAGUAAUUGCUGAUAAACCCGCGGCGGAGAAGGCAAAUGACUCUGAACUCUGUGCUAUAGCUAAAAGACUUACUGCGGAACUGCGAGCCAUGUCUCUUCUUUUCUCCGUUCGCCCGCCACAGAAGUCGGACGUGAGCCCUUUGUUGCAACCAAGUCUCACCGAGUUGCUGGCGGUCUGCCGCAAGUAUCAAGCCAGGAAAUUAGAGGCCAAAUCACGGUCACCUGCGGUAGAGUCUGAACAACCUCCUUCACAGCAGCAGGGUAAAGAUGAGCCAUCUGCUGCUAAAACUGAGGGAGAUAACGGGCCUGCGAAGAAGCGAAGGAGGACUGAAGAAGAAGAGGAAGAGGCCUCAGCUAAAACGACCCCGGGUCCGUCAGAUAAACCGGGGACGAGCAAAGACGAUGGUACAGCUGCAUCAAAGAAGGAAAAGACUCCAGAAAAUUCUCAGAAAAAGACUGCAUCAAUAUGGGGGGCAAGGCCACCCACGGAUUGGGUGGACUCACUGGUCAAGGCUAUACAGAACACUGUAUCUAAAGUUCCAACGUAGCUGACAUUUAAUGGCAACGAGACGUGAUGGUUGCGUUUUAAUCAGCUCAACUGUGCAUCUCCUGCGAUUCGGAGGAAAAAACGUUUUACAAAAAUGUAUUACGCACGAGGAGAAUAGAAAGACAGACCUUGGCUUUCGUUUGUUUUGACCGAGAUGGAAAGAAGUUUGAAUUUCAAUUCACAGAAGUUGCAUUGCAUCAAAGAAUUUUGCAAAUUCGAAGAAUUAACCUGCAUGAAGAGGUGGAAAACUGUUGUCGACCAUUGAUAAGUAGUCAUGAUGUAACACAUAAAGGAGAAGAUAAAAGUGAAAUAGGUACACCCCACUUAAAAAAAAAAUUCAGGUUUGACAUUUCAAAUGAAUCCAUAGGUGACAAGCUCCUUUAAAGCUUUUCACUGAUUUGUUGACAGAUAAUGAGUAUCUGAUCUUUUGAACGUAGACUCAAGUGAAUAAAAGAAUUACAAUGAAUUUGUACAAAAGAA
This is a messenger RNA of Stylophora pistillata, 9633 nucleotides long. RefSeq names its product ubiquitin carboxyl-terminal hydrolase 34-like. Gene Ontology annotation, molecular function: cysteine-type deubiquitinase activity. The record is from RefSeq and is a predicted model, not a curated record. Lineage: Eukaryota; Metazoa; Cnidaria; Anthozoa; Scleractinia; Pocilloporidae. Gene Ontology annotation, cellular component: cytosol; nucleus. Gene Ontology annotation, biological process: protein deubiquitination.